Messenger RNA from Hydractinia symbiolongicarpus, 4490 nucleotides. RefSeq names its product adenylate cyclase type 5-like. The record is from RefSeq and is a predicted model, not a curated record. Gene Ontology annotation, molecular function: adenylate cyclase activity. NCBI's taxonomy places the organism in Eukaryota, Metazoa, Cnidaria, Hydrozoa, Anthoathecata, Hydractiniidae. Bases 189 to 3506 code for a protein of 1105 amino acids. Gene Ontology annotation, cellular component: plasma membrane. The transcript has 22 exons. Gene Ontology annotation, biological process: cAMP biosynthetic process; adenylate cyclase-activating G protein-coupled receptor signaling pathway; intracellular signal transduction.
UAUUUUUUUUAUUUAUUUUAGGUUAUUUAUAAAUUAAACAUAAGAUAUAAAAUUGGCUUUCUUCUUUCUGCUUGCUCAUAUUUGUGUGCAUAUCUAUUUUUAUUAUGUGUUGACUGCAUAUGCAAAAGAUUGGAGAAGAAAUAUAAAUACUUUCAGCAAAGCAGAAAUUAACUGUGACAAAUAGGACAAUGAUAAAUAAAUUACUAUCCAAAAAAGCUCGUGCAGUUUCUCGUGGAGUUAUUUCUCCUGCUUGCAAUGAAUCAAUGGAAUGUAUUGAUGAACAUGAAAGUGAAGUUAAAAAUUCAAAAGUUGCAAAUAUUUUUCAAGCAAGAAGUUCUGAAUUAUUAUCAGGAGGUGCAUCAAGACAAUCAGAUGCUAUUAAUUAUCCUAAGAAUGCAGAGAAACGGAAAAGAAAGAAAACAUUUACUUUUAGAAAUUCUAUAUUAGAAGCAGUACCAUUUCCGUCAAUCAAAAUUGAAAACUUAUACAAGAGAUAUUUCUUCCGCUUAAAUCAAAAUUUUAUAAACUGGUUUUUAGUGUUGUUAAUUGUUAUUUCAGCCAUAGAGAUUGGUCUUCAUUUUACUUACAACAUAAAAAGAUUGUUUCGUUUUGCCAGAGGUACUUAUCUGGCUAUACAGACUUCAAUAUAUGCAAUAUUAUUGAGCAUCUCAAACUGGAGAGGAGCUUCUGGCCGGAUGCUUAUUGUUAUUUCUGGUGUGAUAGUAUUUUCAAACUGUCUGACAAUUGUCUUUAAUUCAGUAUUACUCGUUGAUGUUCAUCAUGGUCUGACGGAGUCAUUAUCGUUUACAAUGUUUUCAAUAUAUAUGGUUUAUGUUAUGCUUCCUUUACAGACCCGUGUGUCGAUAUUUUGUGGUUUGUUAUUAACCGUUACUCAACUUGUAGUCAGUGUGGCCAGUGAAUCUAAUUCGACCCAUAUAGGACGAUUAACCACAGCAAAUGUGCUGCUAUGUAUAGCUGUCAAUAUUGCUGGAAUUUUCACACACUAUCCCUCUGAGCAGGCUCAGAGAAAAGGAUUUUUAGAGACAAGGGGAUUUGUUCAAACAAGGAUAAAUUUACAAACAGAAAAUGAGGAACAGGAACGCUUGUUGUUAUCCGUAUUACCUAGACAUGUGGCCACAAAAAUAAAAGCUGACAUUGAACUAGAACAGGAGCGGACUGGUCAAUUCAGUAAAAUUUACAUUCAAAGACACAUCAAUGUAAGCAUUUUGUUUGCAGACAUCGAAGGUUUCACACAGCUUGCUUCACAAUGUACUGCACAUGAACUGGUUAAAACGUUAAAUGAGCUUUUUGCAAGAUUUGAUCAAUUAGCAGUGAAAAAUCAUUGCAUGAGAAUAAAAAUCCUUGGUGAUUGUUAUUACUGUGUCUCAGGAUUGCCUGAAGCUCGACCAGAUCAUGCUCAUUGCUGUAUCAAUAUGGGUCUUGAUGUCAUUGAUGCUAUAUCUAUUGUGAGAGAUGCUACAGGUGUCAAUCUAAACAUGCGGGUUGGUGUGCACACGGGAAAUGUUCACUGUGGGGUGCUUGGAUUAAAAAAGUGGCAAUAUGAUGUUUGGUCAACAGAUGUGACUAUAGCAGGUCAUAUGGAAUCGGGUGGCAUGCCUGGGCGGAUUCACAUUACCAAAGCUGUUUACGAAGAAGUGAAGAAUGAUUUUAAGGUUGAGGAAGGUAAUGGUUGUAGUCGUGAUGCAUAUUUAAAGGAACAGAACAUUCACUCAUACUUCAUUAUGCCAGCUGGUAAAGAUACUGAAAUGAUAGCAGUUGACGAUCCUAAUAAGAAAGGACCAAGAAAAGGUUCAGUUGUAGCAAAUUUGUGGGCUGCCCAGCCAUUUUCGAAAAAGUUUUUUGAGGAUGUGGAUGAUGAUCAAGAAUUGAAAGAGAAAAAAAUGAGAGCAAGGUUGGGAAUAACAACAGUGUUAUCGAACAGCUUGUCCCAUCCUGACGAUGCUGUGAAUGAAUUUUUGGAAAGAGCUAUUGAUGCCCGAAGCGUUGAUCAAUUAAAAAGAGAGAACCUUCGUCCAAUAUUUUUAAAAUUUUAUAAAAAAGACUUUGAAGACAAGUAUAACGAAGACACAGAUACGAUGUUUUUCCCCAAUAUGGUUUUUUCUGCAUUCGUUUUCAUUGUCAUCAUUUGUGUCAAUCUUAUUGUUCUUCCAAGAUCAGCUGAGAAUCUUUAUGUAUAUUUGGGUGUUUUCCUCUUUCUGCUUUUGUUGAUGUUAGCAAGUUUUGCUCACAAAAAGCAGAAACUUGAGCCAGAGUUAUCACAAAAAAUAGCUAAAAAUCAAACCAUGUUGUAUCGGUGUAUUUCGUUCUUGGUUUUGGCAUUGAUUUACGUUGCUGCUAUAUCAAAUUUAUUUUUAUGUAAUGUAGACGAAAGAGCAAUCAAGGACUGUCAAGUUAAAAAUGAAAGUUAUUUGCAAAAUUAUAUUCAACCUGAUAUUAACAAAAAUUGUAUAUACCCACAGUAUGUCUCUUUCUCUGUCUUCAUGGCUAUGAUCACAGGUGCUGUAUUUUUAAAUUUCCUCUCCAUCCUGAAGACUAUUAUCCUAUGUAUUAUGGCUUUGCUGUAUAUAUUAUUGGUGGCUUUAAAAUAUAAAACGCUUUUUGAUUGGCAUGAUUCUGUUCUGUUUUGUCGGAGAGAUCAUGAUCAGCAUGUACCUUUAUAUAUUGAAACUGUCACCAUGACAAUUUAUCUACUGUUUGGACUUGUUGCCUAUGGUUACAUGCAUGAAAAUAUUUCCAGACUUGAUUUCUUGUGGAAAGCACAAGCAACUCAAGAACGUGAUGAAAUGGAAGAUAAAAGAAAAUAUAAUAAAAAACUUUUACACAAUAUAUUACCUAUUCAUGUGGCUGAACAUUUUCUUCAACACAAAAACGAGGACUUAUACGCUCAAGCUUGUUCCAGUGUUGCUGUGAUGUUUUCCAACAUAUGCAAUUUUUCCGAUUUCUAUCUGGAAUUAGAAGCUACUGGUGAUGGUUUAGAAUGUUUGCGUGUGUUGAAUCAAAUCAUCGUCGACUUUGAUAAUUUGUUACAAGACAAAAAAUUCAAAUCCAUCGAGAAAAUCAAAACAAUCGGUGAAACUUAUAUGGCAGCUUCUGGUUUGAAUCUUCAAUCGGUUGUUAGCGAAGAACUUCAAACUUAUGAUCAUGUUGAAGAAAUUGCAGCUUUCACUAUGGCUAUGAAUGAAACAUUAGAUGCAAUGAACCAAAAUGCUUUCAAUAACUUUAAACUGAAAACAGGUUUGAACUUCGGACCUGUGGUAGCUGGUGUAAUUGGCGCGAAAAAGCCUCAGUAUGACAUUUGGGGAGACACUGUGAAUGUGGCAAGUCGAAUGUACAGUACUGGUAAACCCAACUGUAUACAGGUGACACAAAGUAUUUACAAUCUUCUUUCGAAACGAGGCUACAUAUUCGAGUGUCGGGGCCUCGUUCCUGUGAAAGGAAAGGGAAAGAUGGUAACCUAUUGGUUGAAAGGAAAAGAAGGGGUGUGACGACGAAGCCAUAAGCUGACAAGAUUAAUGAUAAACGGUGGUUGUUCUCUGAGUACGCACUUCUCCACGUCAUAUGUUUACGCAUUAUUCCCUUCUCGAUGUUUUGCGCUAAAUGACGUCAUGUUGAUUUGAUUUGUGCAUGUGGCUAUAAUCGUCAUUUUAAACAGGUUCUAUGGCUGUCUCAUAUCCUCGUUUAGUACAAACUUUAACGCAAUGACGAAUCGAACGAAGUAACUAGGCUCCGUGGAGGAAAACGUUAACUGGUUUCGUUGAUUUUUUACAUAACGACGUUACCUGAACGACAUAGUAUCCAAAAUAUUUCCCUUCUCACCAACGCAAUUUUUUUUAAUAUGUAUUUUAUAAUCGCUCGAUUGAAUUUUUUUUUUAUUUUCUGUAUUUAUUCACUUAUUUGCAUGUCUGCGUAGUUCUUAACCGUUUAGCUAAGCUACUGGUGCGUGAUUGUGUAUUUUUUUGUGUUUGUGUGUACUUUAUAUUCGUGUAUAUUUCGUUGUUUUUUGCGUCCGUGUCGAUUUUAGAAUAUUUUUUAAAAAUUAAAUUUUGUUGUUACGUUGAUUACUUUCGUGAAGUUCAUCAUGUUAUAUUUCAAGCACUCGUCUAAAGAUUUGCCUUUGUUGACAUAAAAAUUGUUGGUAAUUCGCCAUUUCAAAUAAUGAGUUUUGGAAAUCAACUUCUGUGCUUCGGUGUCUACGCGUUACAUAAUGUAACGUAGUAGUUAGCAGCUGAUUGAUGCUUUUAUGUAGCCACUUCGUUCUUUAUUUUCACUUUUCAAAGCAUAUGAAUACCUUUUUAAAUUUCUGGGGAUAAUAAAUGCUGAGAAGAUUUCGGUAAACUUUGUCACAGGUUAGCUAAUGUUUUCUUGUUUCAUGACGUAAUUUCUCGUAAACAUCUACGAACCCUCUGUUGUGGUGUGAAUAUGUUGUACAAUAUUUUUGUAUAAAACGAAUUACAUACAUCAAUCUACAA